AGUGAUAGAAACGCAAUCGGUUUAUUUACACAAUAUAUACUCUAAUAUGGACUCAUUAGAACGCACCUACAGCAAUUGUGUGAGGAGAAUAACCCUUAAGCAGCUCAAUGUGGUUAUGAUUCUCGCUAUUUUCGUCUUACUCCAUUCAAACCCUGAUUUGCUCAACACGGUUUAUAUUGUCAGUAUCGGUAUGUUUUCCAUGCUAGCUAUUUAUUAUGUUUUAAACCUGGAUAGAAGUCAUACGAUCACAUCCAAAACUUGCUUUUUGACCAUUGUUGCGUUAAUGCUGUUUUACGCGUGCCGUGCAGCCAUUUCACUCAGACACACUCUGAGUGAUGUACUCGAAAUCGUUUUUGAAAAUGAAGGAGAGGUGUUUGCAAGCAAACUUAUCGACUACGUGCAAAGAACGUACUCUUGCUGUGGUUGGAACGGUCCGAAAGAUUAUUUAGAAGGGCAAAUUCCGGAAAGUUGUAUAAACCAUAAUGAUUCCCAUCGGAUUUGUCUUGCCGGCUGCAAAAAUAAAUUUUAUUUGUAAAUAUGUAUACUAUGUAUGCCAUGAAUGUACUUUUUUAACAAAACAUCGAAAAAAAUUCCAAAAAACAUAUUAGUUUAAAUUAAAGACAAUCAUAUUCAUCAUAUAAAUACCUC
Glossina fuscipes is the source of this 648-nucleotide messenger RNA. RefSeq lists its product as uncharacterized. Gene Ontology annotation, cellular component: membrane. The transcript is spliced from 4 exons. The record is from RefSeq and is a predicted model, not a curated record. NCBI's taxonomy places the organism in Eukaryota, Metazoa, Arthropoda, Insecta, Diptera, Glossinidae. The coding region runs from base 47 to 535 and encodes 162 amino acids.